Messenger RNA from Hevea brasiliensis (rubber tree), 2905 nucleotides. RefSeq names its product purine permease 3. Lineage: Eukaryota; Viridiplantae; Streptophyta; Magnoliopsida; Malpighiales; Euphorbiaceae. The record is from RefSeq and is a predicted model, not a curated record. Gene Ontology annotation, cellular component: membrane. Gene Ontology annotation, molecular function: purine nucleoside transmembrane transporter activity.
CACUUCACUGAUAGAAGAUAAGAGGUGUCAAAGAACCAGUUCUCAAUAUCGACAAUGUCAAGGAGAUUAUGCAUGUCUUCAACUUCUGCACUUUCUUGCUGCUGCUGUGAUAUUGGAAUUGGGAAACCCAUUUUUGAAUGCGCCUUUUCUCUAUUGCUCUUUUUCCCUCUUGUUAUUUUUUCGCCUUUUGUGUACACAUUUUGAUUCUCUUGAAAACACUAGAGUUUUGAAAAAAGAUUGUUCUUUAUUAAUUGUUGUACCUUAUUUCCAAUUAAAUAUUGUUCCAAUUUUAGAUUGGUUUCUCUGUUUUGCUGUUUAUUUUCGCAGAAAAUUUAAGGAAUGGAAAGGAAUGAAAUUUUUUUUUGAUAUAUCGUGUAUUUUUUUCUCGCAUGUUUAAAUGAUGUGCUUAAAUACUACAUUAAUCAAAUACGGUUGCUAACGAGACAAAUUUCACCCAUAUCAUCAUAUCUUUCUCUGCGUGAUUGAAAAUCUUGCCUUUUCUUAAUAACCAAACACUGGAUUUCACUUUCUUUCUUUCUUUUUUAAUCUUGCAUUUUCUUACUAACCAAACACUGAAUUUUCACUGUUUUUUUAAGUAACAGAUUAUGCAAUUUUUUUUUGCCCAGUAAAACAGUAUGUUGAUUGAAAUAGUGCAAAUAUUUAGGUGGGAAUGAAUUCAGAUUGUCACAAUAAUCUCAAUUCUUGGUAUAGUAUUCAUAUAAUCUCAAAAAAACAAGGGCUUAAUUAAUUUUGUUAUCUACUUCUGGGUAAGAGGCUCGAACAAUAUAUGAUUUGCUGCAUGUUGGUAAAGAAAAACAAAUCCGAAAAUUUAACUUGCUAAUGUAGGAUUAGAUGUGACUAAUAAUAUGAGCCCUUGGCACAGUAUAUUCCUGCUUGGGUAAGAGGAAAAGAUGAACAAAUCCUGAAGAAACUCCUGCUCGUGCUGAAUUGUACAUUGUUGGGCUUGGCAAUUGUGGUGAUCCAUGAAAAGAAGAAAAAUUAUACGGCCCACGGCCACUUUGGUUGCCGUCCACGUUGCACUGCCACAAAACAGUCACUGAGCUCUUUGCAAUACGUGUCCCUCAAGCUGAAGGGUCUUCUGCAGCUAUUUGCACCUGCCAAAGCUAGCAUUAAAAACUGCAAGUUCCAUAUAUCCUUGCAAGGUAUCGCCUUUUGAGUCGUGUAUUACGUUGUUUCUUGUUUUGGAUAAAAUUGCUUUCUGCUUUCUUCUUUGGGUGAGGAGUUGGGGCGAGUGGUUUGUCCACGCCUUUCACUUCAAGGUAUUUAUCUUUCUACAAGAUGAGGAGUUGGGUCGAGUGGUUUGCAUGGCUUUUCAUAUGCUGCUACUCUCUUUAGCUACCACAUAAUUUGCUAGGACUGUCUUCUCUCAAAAAUGGCCUUUUGGGUUGUUCUUAUUCUUCUGGGGUUCUUUGAUUUUGAGGUGGUGGCAGCCUAGGAAAUCUUGUUCUGUUCAACAUUCAAUUUCCAUUCUCGAGGAGUGCAAAUGAAGUUUACUGAUUGGACAUGUAAACCCCCAAAACCUGGAAAUUACUCAUAGACUAACUGCGGCAGAAGCCCUGCAGAUCCUGCUUCCAGAAGUGUAUGUAAUAUGAAUCAUUGAUCCAUUCUGUGAAUUGUGCUUCUUGAGAGUGAGCAGAUACUGUGCUUGCAAAGAUGGAGACCGAAAUUAGUAAUAACCAAGUAUCAGGUGAAGAAGAGAAGAUGAGCAAAUCCCUAAAGAAAUUCCUGCUCAUAGUGAACGGUGCAAUGUUAGCGAUAGGCAAUUGUGGAGGUCCCCUUAUCCAGCGUCUCUACUUCUUGAAAGGUGGUAAGGGUGUCUGGAUAUCAAGCUUUCUUCAGACAGCUGGUUGGCCAUUUAUCAUAUUUCCUCUCUUUGUUUCAUACUUGUAUCGUCGAAGGAAGAAGGGUUCCAGGGCCAAGCUUUUCUAUAUAAGCCCUCAUCUCUUUUUAGCUUGUGCUGUCAUAGGUGUUCUUACUGGCUUGGAUGAUUUUCUUGCUGCCUAUGGUGUUCUUCUACCCGUCACUACUUCUGCUCUUAUAAUAGCUACCCAACUGGGCUUUACUGCUGGAUUUGCUUAUAUUUUGGUAAAGCAAAAGUUCACACCUUUUACCAUUAAUGCAAUUUUCUUAUUGUCGAUUGGAGCUGUUGUCCUAGUCCUCCAUGCUAGUUCUGAUCGCCCUGCUCAUGAAACCGACAAACAGUACUUUAUGGGUUUUUUUAUGACACUUGGAGCUUCAGCGCUUUAUGGGUUUGUGCUACCCUUGAUCGAGUUGACAUAUAAGAAAGCAAAGCAGACCAUCACUUACACUCUAGUUAUGGAGAUGCAGAUGGUUCUGUCUUUCUUCGCUACUGCAUUCUGCACCAUUGGGAUGCUUCUGCAUAAGGAUUUUGCGACAAUUCCAGGAGAGGCAAGAGACUUCGAGCUUGGGAGAGCAAAAUAUUAUGUGGUGAUGGUGUUUACUGCAGUAUUUUGGCAAUUCUUCUUCAUGGGAGCAGUUGGUGUCGUUUUCUGUCAUUCCUCGUUGCUCUCUGGUAUUAUAAUUGCUACUCUGCUGCCUGUGACAGAGACAUUAGCUGUGUUGUUCUACCAUGAAAAAUUCCGAGUGGAGAAGGGGAUUUCUCUUGUUUUGUCUCUCUGGGGCUUCAUUUCUUACUUCCAUGGUGAACUCCAGCAAAACAAGAAACUUAGAAUCAGGCUUCAAAAUUAGGAGAAGUUCGAUCAUAUGUUGGAUAUAUGUAAUAAGUGCUUGUAUAUGUUUGUUACCAAGUUUCAGAUUGAGAGACAAUUGUUAUCAUGUGACCAUGCCUGAUUUAAAAGUUCUGUCCAACUGAAGUUUUUAACUGCAUGAUAAGCUCACUUGAAAUAAGAGAGUUGCUUCUUUA